CUGGGAAAGUGUGGAGCUGCAGCAGGCUGGUGUUCAUUGUGCUGCUGCUGCUCACAAUAGAAAACACACGGAGGAGUAAAAAUAGUUUCUCGCUCGGUCUGGAGUGAUGUUUCAAAAGCCUGCUGGGUCAUAAGGACUGGAGAAAUGUUACAGAGGUAGAACAUCUUCAACUGUUGGCUUUUUACCUUUUGCAUUAGGACAAGUAGAGUACCGUUCUUCCUCCUCCCUGUUAAAUGAGCGAUGAAGAAGAUGAUGAUCCAGGCCUCCUGUAGGAAAGGUCUGCAGGUGUGUUUCCUCAUACUGAUGGUGGGAAGACUACAGGGCAGGGUAACAGCACCAGAGCGACUGGAAGCUCCAGUGGAGAAGCCCUUCACUCUGACUUGCAGUGUUUCGAGGGACCGAGGUGAGACUCUGAGUCAGGUGCGUUGGCUGGAUGUCCAGAACCAGACCCUGCUGACCUACCAGCCCGGAAACAGAGACAGCGUGAGCGGACAGCAGUAUGUAGAGCUCGCCACCUCCCCGAAAGACACCUCGGCCAUCACCAUCCGCAGGGUGGGUUUCCGUGACGAAGGCUGCUACACCUGCAUCUUUGACAUGCACCCAUCCGGGUCGAAGCAGGGACAGACGUGCCUCACUGUUACCUCACGAGUCACCGUCGAAAGCAACAAGACAGCGGUGAGCGGCAAAAGGGCCUCCCUCUCGUGCUCCUACGGUUUGCCUGAAAAGGUGCAGCAGAUCAUAUGGAGACACACUUCUGCACAGGGAGACUCCACAGAGGUGGCCUCUUUUGCAAAGCGGAGCGACCCCAUGAUAGAGCCGCCGUUCCAGGGGAGAGUCUGGCUGAGUGCCUCCCUGUCCAACAGUGAGCUCACCAUCCAGCCUGUCGCUAUCCAGGACGAGGGCUGCUACACCUGCCUGUACAACACACAUCCCGACGGGCCCAAGACCUCCACAGUUUGCCUCACCACCUUUGUGCUGCCAAAACCUCAGGUGAGCUACAAGACCAUCUCUCCAGGUGUGAUCGAAGCCAACUGCACCUCUUUGUCACGCCCCCCGGCUGAGAUAGUGUGGAACGUGGAGAGGGAUAACCGCACCAUGGGCCCCCCUGUGACGACGCAGCUCCCACAGGGCGAUGGGACCACGCUGGUCAUCAGUACGCUGACCGUCCAAUCAGGGCUGCUGAAGGACGUGUCCAUCAAAUGCUUGGUGCACCACAAAGGGCUCGAGUCACCGAUUGCUGUAUCCAUGAACACUAAAAUUGGGACGGCUCUCACCAUCCUGAUCUCAGUCACUACAGUGGCCGCCCUGCUGGUCAUGUCCCUCUGCUUCUGCCUUUGGAAGUGUUUCUUGCGCAAAGAAGCUGAUUAAUCUCUCAGAUGAGACCAGAGGCUGAAAAGAAGAGGAGGUGCUUCUCAGAGCCAAUCUUGCAGAAUUGUUUCCCUGCAGCAUCAUCAUCAUCAUCAUCAUCAUCCUCAUCAUCUUGGAACAAAGGGACGAUGUUCUGUUACACCUCUAUAGGAUGUCAAAUACAAUCCUAUUGUGAACGCCAACUGUACGACGACAUUCAUCUCUGCUCUUCUGCCUCUGCAUCUGACUCUUAUAUAAGUAAGUCUCCAGGCUGUCCUCACAUGAAGUCAAUGAGGAAAUGUGGAGCGGAUCAUCUUUUUUCUCCCUGACUCUGUAAUUGAUUGAGUCGAUGGCCACACUCCCUACGACACACAGCAGAGUCACACAUGGCAAAUUAAAGUACAAUAUUGCAUGUCCUUAAAUGCUUUCCUCUGUUUGUCUCUAUCUUUUACCUGGUCAUUCAAGGAUAAGUCUGGGGAAAUUAUAUUUUUUCUUAUUCAACAAAUCUGUACUGUAGUUUGUGUAUUAAUCCACAGCUGAAAAUAGUCCCCAACAAAUGCGCUAUUAACCCCGGUUUGAGUAACAUCUGCUAAAAUCUACAGUGCCCAGCUGUUUUAGGAAAUUAUUUGGCCUUUUUUUCACGUUGAAAUAUGUUCAUGCCGUGCUUUUAAAGAUACACAACUUAGUUAGUUCCAGCAGCCAAACCAGUAUUAUAGGAAAGGACAAACAGUUCAACCUGACAUCAUGAAAAAGCAUGUAAUAGACCCGCCUGUCCACCAGAGGAUAGCGUGUCAGUGUCACGUUGUGCCUCGCCGAGGCGUGAGUAUUACACAUGUGUAUUAACGUGCAGUACCAGCAGGGAGCAACAAAACCUCUCACUUAGGUUUAGGCAGCAGAAUCGCUUAGUUAGGUUUAGAAAAAAACGUCAUGAUUGGGCUUGAAAAUAAGUGUGCAAAGUAAGUUAAAUAUGUACAGAAACAACGUAACAUCUCUACAGAAAACACGUCACAACCGUCAUUAACGUAACUUAGAAAACAAAACACCGGUCUCCUGGUUGAAAGUCUUGAGUUAGUUGGACCUACAGUAUACACCUCCCUUCUUUUUCCCCUUUUAUUCUACAUCAUUACAUUGCAGUCAGUACAGACUACAUGCCAUGAAAAUGACACGCCUAAAGCAAGAAUGUCAUUCUUAUUACACGCAUUUGCCUUGCCCAUUAUCGUGUCAUUCCCACGCCUUUGCGUGCGACCGGAGUGAACGCUUUGAUAAUUUCAGUAUUUAUAUUUUUUGACAAUAGUUAAAAUACAGAAUAUGGCCAGCCUGAUCCUUUAAAUAACAUAGCUAAUUGAAACUCUAAGCUCACCAUUAAGGUUUUACUUCUUCUUAUACCUCAGCCGAAGGCCUCCAUCACUUCUGUGUAUUGUUAAAGCUGGGUGGGGUCUUCAUUUUGUUCAACUAAGAGGGCUGCAUACUUAUGUCUUGUUUGUGUAAUAUCUAUUGCAAACUUUUCUACGUUUCAAAGUCUAUUUGUGUGUGUUGUGAGAGUGUGUGUGUGUGUGUGUGCAUAUUUGUCAGAGGUUAAAUUCCACGGUCAGAUCGCUUGAAUCAAUUCUCUGAGGAAGCAUUACUGAAACCUUUUUGGUGCCCCUGAAAGGAAUGCAUGUCUUGCUGCCUGUCUACAUUGUAGAGUCAGGAGAGUUGAUGUGUGUGUUGAGAUGUGAGUGAGAGUUUACAGGUCGGGGUGUGGAGAGUUGGCUCAGGGGUUUGGUUAAAUGCCCACAGGAGCCACGCUGUGUGUUCUUGGAAGAAAAAAAAAACUAAAACCUGCUCAUUUGUACAUGGCUCUGGAUCAAAGUGGCACCUAAAUGCCUAAAAUAUAAUGUUGUGUGGCUUUUUGGAUAUAUCUUGUCUUCAUGUGUACAGGGGUGUUUUAAAAAUGUAAGCUUCAUGCUGAAAUAAUCUUGUAUAUUAAAGCAUAUGAUAUGAAUCUGUCAGUUAUCAACAGAAUGACAUGCAGGUUAUCAGAUCUCACACGUAUUGCUUCAAUCGGGCACAUCACAUUCCUUGACAUUAAUGAAAGUUAAGGCAGCAUUCCUCCGUCUGUGUAAUGUAUCACCAUGAGCUCAGACGUUAGAAUAAUGUUUCAGAACAUUUGUUAUAAAUAAAAUGAAAUGUACCAUAGUAUCCAGCCCUGUAGCAACUACUGCCCCAUAAAAGAAGAAGUAAAUAUGAAAUGAUGCAUUAUGACCAACUAUGUAAAGUCGAUGGAAUGAAUGCAACAAAUAGAAUAAUAAAAAUAUAGAAAAUUAUACAUUUCUUGCAUCGCUACUCUUUCAGCUUUUUCAGCUCAGCUUUGUACCUCUUAGAAAAACAAAAUUCCUCACUGAUGUGCCAAACCUUGCUGCCAGAUGCUCAUUUUUUGGGGGGCUUUCUCAUCCCAAACCAGACAGAUUAUAAUGGAUCUCACAGAGCAACAAAAAAAAACACACAUGUUGUGCACACACAUUCACUCACAGAGCCU
Messenger RNA from Sebastes umbrosus (honeycomb rockfish), 3865 nucleotides. RefSeq lists its product as uncharacterized. The coding region runs from base 241 to 1368 and encodes 375 amino acids. The record is from RefSeq and is a predicted model, not a curated record. Gene Ontology annotation, molecular function: cell-cell adhesion mediator activity. Lineage: Eukaryota; Metazoa; Chordata; Actinopteri; Perciformes; Sebastidae. The transcript has 7 exons.